GGUUAAAUUUAGCAUAUUUGGUUGUUUUUGAUAGUUAUUGAAUCAUUUAAAUGUAAGCCCCAAUUGGACCAAUUAUCUUACGCUAGUUGAAUAACUUUUAUACUACUAAUCGUUUUCAGAUACUUUUUACAGGGUGGCGUGAACUAAAAAAGUUUGGGAACCGCUGCACUAUCGUCUAUCCAAAGUUUAUAGAUUAUAAUCUAUAAACCUUGUCGCCUAUCGACAUGACAAUGAUAAGAAAAUGUAUGUUUCUAUGAUAUUACCUAGCUAAACCAUGGGUUGGAAUAUUUACAAAUUGUUGUGUUGCUGUGGCAGUUCUAAUGAAUCAACUAGAGUAGAUUUGGCAAUUGUUCGAGAGCAACAAGCUGCUGCUGCUGAAAAACGAUUAAGAGAACAAGAAAGUCGAGGUAUUAAAAAUCCAGACCGUGUCAAACGUAUGCAACGAGAACAACAAAAACGUGAUGAAGAAUCUAGUAGAAAUGCUAAUAUGGGAACAAGUACUGGAUUAAAGUGGCAAGUUAGUUAAUUGUUCAAAAUAUUGAAGUUUAUAUUUCCAUCCAAAAAACAUG
Messenger RNA from Rhopalosiphum maidis (corn leaf aphid), 569 nucleotides. RefSeq lists its product as uncharacterized. Lineage: Eukaryota; Metazoa; Arthropoda; Insecta; Hemiptera; Aphididae. The coding region runs from base 275 to 526 and encodes 83 amino acids. The record is from RefSeq and is a predicted model, not a curated record. Gene Ontology annotation, cellular component: endoplasmic reticulum membrane. Gene Ontology annotation, biological process: negative regulation of retrograde protein transport, ER to cytosol; negative regulation of VCP-NPL4-UFD1 AAA ATPase complex assembly; positive regulation of autophagy. The transcript has 5 exons.